Molecule: messenger RNA, 3128 nt
Organism: Haplochromis burtoni (Burton's mouthbrooder)
Lineage: Eukaryota; Metazoa; Chordata; Actinopteri; Cichliformes; Cichlidae
Gene: rce1a
Product: Ras converting CAAX endopeptidase 1a
Exons: 8
Coding region: 173-1135 (320 amino acids)
Biological process (GO): CAAX-box protein processing
Cellular component (GO): endoplasmic reticulum membrane
Molecular function (GO): metalloendopeptidase activity
Source: RefSeq, a predicted model, not a curated record
CAGAAAGCGCCGUAGACGUUAGCAAACCAGUUAGCUCCGUUAGCCCGCAAUUUGAAAGGAGCUUACUGACAGCUUCGUAGCUCGUGUGGGCCAAUGUUUUGUCUUGGUAAAUGACCCAGCAGCACCUCUGGUUCCUAGCAGCUGUUUGGGUUAGUCCUGGCUCGCCUUCAUUAUGACAGAGGAAGAUGAUUUACCAGCCAACUUUUUGACAGAGAAGAUGCAGCACAGCAGUGGAGAGCUGGUCCCUCCCGACGGCCUGUGUUGGUUGUCAGUGCUGUUCUGUCUGAUGCUGGCUUGUUUUUAUGUUGGCAGCUUAUAUGUGUGGAGGAGUCACCUGCCGAGGGACCAUCCUGCUGUCAUAAAGAGACGCUUCACCAGCGUCCUGAUUGUGUCAGGGCUGUCGCCCCUGUUUGUGUGGGCAUGGAGAGAAUCUGCAGGCGUCGUGAACGGCCCGUCUUUGCUGGUUCUCAUGGGAAUCCGGUUUGAAGGCCUCAUUCCUGCCAUCAUACUUCCUCUGCUCCUCACCAUGGUCCUGUUUCUGGGCCCACUCAUGCAGUUGGCCAUGGAUUGUCCGUGGAGCUUCAUCGAUGGGAUCCGGGUGGCCUUUGACCCGUGGUUCUGGAUGUUGUGUGCCAACGAUAUGCGGUGGCUGAGGAAUCAAGUGGUGGCGCCGCUAACUGAGGAGCUGGUGUUCAGAGCAUGCAUGUUGCCCAUGUUGGUGCCCUGUGCUGGUCCCUCUACUGCUAUCAUAACCUGCCCCCUCUUUUUCGGAGUGGCUCACUUCCACCAUGUGAUUGAGUUGCUGAGGUUCAGACAGGGCACUCUGUUGGGUAUUUUCCUCUCUGCAGUGUUUCAGUUUUCCUACACGGCAGUGUUUGGAGCCUACACAGCCUUCAUCUUCAUCAGAACAGGCCACCUGAUUGGUCCGGUACUUUGCCACUCCUUCUGUAACUACAUGGGUUUCCCUGCCAUCAGCACAGCUCUGGAGCACCCUUACCGACUCACUGUCCUCUCCUCCUAUUUGCUGGGGGUCCUCCUCUUCUUUCUCCUUCUGUUCCCCUUCACCGACCCCUCCUAUUACAGCCUCCCAGUCUGCACCCUCACCUCCUUUCCCAGUUCCUCCUGCCUCUCCUGAUCCUUGUCCCACCCUCACAUUUCUACUGUUGUCAAGAAGUAAUUGAGGGUGUUUUUGCUUUUUUGACUUUUUUUUUUCCUCAUUAGCGUUAAGAGUUAAGGUCUGUUGGGCCAACAGUGACGACUCGUUGCCACAGAGAGGGGAGGAACUCUGUAGACCCGUUCCUCGGUCUGUAGACACUUUGUCUGUCUGUAUUUAUGUGGCACCAGUCCUGUAACUGGUUCUCAUGGUGUGCAGAAGUUAGAGUCGCGUUGCUGAGACUAAGCUGAGAAUAAACUGGGACAGCCGAUUUCCAAAGACAGCUAAUGUGUCCUACACUGCCACACAGAUACAGGAUAGUGCAGCAGAACUGACAUAACACAGAUGAGCAAGUUCUCCUUAGAAUGCUGGUACAUCUCUGUGAUAAGGUACCACAGUGUACUCUGUGAUGGACUCCAUUCGGUCUGACUCGUUUCCCGUGAGUCUGCUUUGCUGCACCUCAUGUUUUCAUUAUUACGAUGGCUGCAAUCACAUCACUGACAUCACAGGACAGGUUGGAAACGUACUUCCUGCUCCUUUCACCUGGCUCGUUGUUUGUGAGAAACAUGACUAAUUUAUAUUUUCAACUAAUAGUCCGUUGUAUAUUGCGUAUAUGCAGAGCGAUUGCUAAGUUGCUCACGUCAGUUGCUAAUUAUUUUCACUUUCAUGCCAGUUUUCCACGGCAGGUUCCAGUUUGUAAUCUAGUCUCUGUUUAAAAUGAGAUUUCUUAGACUUUCCUACAUCGUAUGUGUGCAGACUGAGUAGGACUCAUUUAAUUUAGCUUCAACUAAAUAAAACUCCAACACUUUGGGCAUAAUUUAAGAGAGAAGCAAGCAACGUGAACACGCUUUACUACAAACAAGAGCUAGUCAGUGUUGCUGAAAUUAGUCACCAGUACAUGCCCAAAGGACAAAAGGUUUGUUGCUGUUUUAACCGUCGUUCGCCAUCAGCAGGCAGAAAUAGAAGCACUCAGGAUUGUCGCUGUUGAUGGCGCCCUCUUAAAUAAACCAGAUUAUGUAAACUACUUAUUUUUACAUCAUAUUGAAGCCAAACAAAUACAUUCAGCAAAAACUGAAUAAAACUCAAGUAAACAGGAAGCUUUGAGUAAAUCUCAGUGACCUCAAGGUCAGAGGUCAGGUUCUCUAACACUCUUGUGAACACAAAAACGAUAUCAUAACUAAGUCGUCUAGGAUUUUCAAAUCGAUACAGUUGGUGCGUCUACUGAAAAUCCUGAAAGAGUUUGAUUCUCAGUGAGCUUGACCUCAGGGUCGGAGGUUUGAUAGCAAAUGUGCAGCUAUAAGUAGCUCUGGCAGCAGCUGGUAUUUUUAAAGAGGGUAGCAUCUGUGACCAGUCAGUGACUAAUAAGAUGAUAAGCCCCAACUGGGAAACUCCUGAAUUGAACCCUGAACGGCACAAUGUGCAAUGUACAGAGGUACAUUUCAUUAAAGUGCAAAGUGGUUUAACUAUUACCUGACCUGUGCAUGAUUAAGAAUAAUCACGAGAGAAUAGUUACAGCAAUCAAACUCAAGCUUUAGCUGUUUGCACCAGACGUCUGUGACAUAACAGUGUGCCCUGAUGCUUGUUCUUAGUGACAGACUGGUACAGUCGCCCAGUGUCUCUGCUUGCUUCAUGUCCACUAGUCAGCCAGUCACAGGUUAAAGCUAAUGUGAGACUGGAGAAAACAAACAACUAAACAAAAACCCAGAAAACUUGAAGACACAAAGCUGCACUCUUACUGUGAGGACAAAGUAGAUUGCUCUGACCUUCAGCAAUAAGUCCUACGUAUGGAAAAGCUUGUAGAUUGAUCUUCAGUCAGUGAAAUAUGCCAUUUUUGUUCGUAUCUAAUUCCAAACAUUUUUCAUGUGGCGUGUUUUGUCUUGGCCUUACCUCCCUGAAGCUGUCAGUCGAGGGCAAUAACUACACAACCCUGGUUGUGUAGUUAUUGCUCCCAGUACUACACAACCAGUUACAAUAU